Messenger RNA from Mus pahari (shrew mouse), 5828 nucleotides. It is a transcript of the gene Otud3, whose product is annotated as OTU deubiquitinase 3. The transcript is spliced from 8 exons. Gene Ontology annotation, biological process: protein deubiquitination. Gene Ontology annotation, molecular function: cysteine-type deubiquitinase activity. NCBI's taxonomy places the organism in Eukaryota, Metazoa, Chordata, Mammalia, Rodentia, Muridae. The record is from RefSeq and is a predicted model, not a curated record. Bases 108 to 1298 code for a protein of 396 amino acids.
CCAAGCGCCGUCCCCCUGCACCGCUCCGCCCGGUGGCCGGCUGAGGCUGGGGCCCCGGGCUCUGCGGCUCCGGCUCCUUCCGCGGUGAGCCGUGUGCCGCCGCAGCCAUGUCCCGAAAGCAAGCGGCGAAGAGCCGGCCGGGCAGCGGCGGCCGCAGAGCCGAGGCGGAGCGCAAGCGGGACGAGCGGGCGGCGCGCCGGGCGCUGGCCAAGGAGCGGCGGAACCGGCCGGAGCCUGGCGGCAGCGGCUGCGAGGAAGAGUUUGUGAGCUUCGCCAACCAACUGCAAGCCCUGGGGCUGAAGCUGCGGGAGGUGCCGGGGGACGGCAAUUGUCUGUUCAGAGCUCUGGGUGACCAGUUGGAGGGCCACUCUCGGAACCAUCUUAAACACCGCCAGGACACCGUGGACUACAUGAUACGGCAGCGGGAGGACUUUGAGCCCUUCGUGGAAGAUGACAUUCCCUUUGAGAAGCAUGUGGCCAGUUUGGCAAAGCCUGGUACUUUUGCUGGCAAUGAUGCAAUUGUAGCCUUUGCAAGAAACCAUCAAUUGAAUGUGGUGAUCCAUCAGCUUAAUGCCCCUUUGUGGCAGAUUCGAGGCACAGACAAAGGCAGCACAAGGGAGCUACACAUCGCCUACCGCUACGGUGAACACUAUGACAGCGUCCGGAGGAUCAAUGACAACUCAGAAGCGCCUGCUCAUCUCCUAACCGACUUCCAGAUGCUUCAUCAAGAUGGAGCAAAUAAAAAAGAGAAGAUGAAGACAAAAGGGGUGGACGUUAAAGAUGGCCUGAAAGAUGACAUGGAAGAUGCUGUCCACAAAGUUGGCAGUGCAACUGGAUGCACGGAUUUUAAUUUAAUAGUCCAGAACCUGGAGGCUGAAAAUUACAACAUUGAGUCUGCAGUAAUAGCUAUGCUUCAGGUGAACCAGGGCACAGGAACCGAUGCAGAGGAGAACCAUGAGCCUGGUGACAGAGUGAAGCAGCGGGGCCCUUCACGUGAGGAGGCAGGCAGCGGCUCCAGACUCUCUGGAAAUCAGAGCAGAAAUGAAGGCAGGAUGGAGACCAGUGAGACUCGGGCCAGCCCUGCUGAAGAGAACAAAGCACACAAGAGCCAGCUCCCAAAGGUCACGAACAAGCAGCGGCGGGAACAACAGCGGCUGGAGAAGAAGAAACGUCAGGAGGAGAGGCACCGCCUCAAAGCCCUGGAGAACAGAAACAGCAGCAGGGACGCGGGCAGAAGGGAGGCAGACGUGAACACACAGGUCACCUUGGUGAAGACCUUCGCUGCUCUGAACAUCUGACUCUCGGGCCCUGAGAGGUGAAGGGUGUGCCUACGCUGCAGACAAGGCUUCCCAGCCACGCCUCCUCCGAGGAUGAGACAACUGUCAGCGCCCACACAGGAGCCCACAGGAGCCAGUGUCCUUCAAGUGUCCUGUGUUUUGUUGUGUGACGAUGUGGUGACACCAUUCACCUCCUGGAACUCAAAACACUGAGCCAUAGGGCAGUCAUGGGGCAGGGGGUUUGUGUGCCCUGUGGGUCAGAGUGUGCUGGGUGUAGGUUCUUCCCCAGAGGCGUGGGGUGGCUUCCUUGUGCCGAUGCUUGAAGUCGCUCAGCAGAGUCAUUAGAGACCUUCAGUGACAACGCCCUCUGUUUCUCUCUCAUUUCCAAGCAGGAUGAGCGUCUUGGUUUCCCAGCUCAGGAGUGUGUUGGGGUUUGAUUGCUUCUGAUACGGGUCACUUGGACACAUCAGUGGUAGGACAGGACCAGUAGCUCCCAGCAGCCAUGGAGACCAAGGCCAUUUCCUUCCUCCUGUCUCUGGUUUCCCUCAGAGAGUGUGGGUGCCCCUCCCCUCUUGCUACGUGGUGCAUGUUCCUGGCUAUGGGUGAGACCUGGAUUUGCCAGGAGCCACACAGUGCAGGGGACUUUGGGACAGUGAGGAGAAGGGGUGGCACUGCUAUGACACACCUCUGAGCUCGGAAGUGCAGGCUGGGUCUAUAGCUGUGCAGGGGGAGCUGGGGCUCUUGGGUUUUUCUUGGAAGAGUCCAAAGACAGCAGCAGUCUACAGGAGGAAGGUUUCCAUGCUUGAAUUUUAAGUAACUAUAUUUUUCUUUUUGCUAUGCUAGACUCAGAAAGAUGCCUACAGAGAAAUGACUGGUUGUUUGAUCUUACAGGUUGUAAACUUUCGUAACAUGGAAACGGAAUGAAGUCCCAUAACAGAGCUUGACAGGCUGGCUCAGGCCACGCCUGUAACCCCAGCACUGGCGCAGAGGCAGGAUUGUUGCAAGUUUGAGGCCAGCCUGGGCUAUGUACUGAGUUCCAGGCUAGCUAGGGUUAGGAUGAAAGGGCCCGUUUCACUCCCCAUGUUUUUGUUUUUGUUUUUUUUUUAAGUUAAACCUUAUUUGAGAUUUCAGUACUGAGGAAAAUAUAGAAGCGGCUGAUGAGGCUGCCUGUGGCUAAGCUAGAUGGUUGAGGGCCUGAGAGGGCCUGCACCACCGGAGGUGCUGUUCCACUGACUAGGUUAUUUGGACAUUAAACUGUCAUGUGCCAUGUGAACAACCACGACUAAGUCAAUGCUCUCCGGGAACCUAGUAUUUGGACUAAUCCUGUAUACUGGGUCAAAAGAUAAAUUAUUUCUUAUCACUAAAGGCAAAACAAAAAUUAUAGAAGCAUCUAGAUGCAGACACCAGUGUUUGGGCAGGUCUCGGGUUAGCCCCGUCGACUGAUGAGCAGGCCGCUAGCUGCUUCAGGGUGAGGAUGGCCUCUAAUUGUCCAUUUGUUCAGCUUUGGAACUCUGUGUUUGGAACACCUGAAGUCUCCUGGACUCCCCCAGGACGCUGUGUUGCUUCCUGCUUACGGUACAGGGCAUUGCAAUGCUGUGCAGAUUUGCGGACGGCGUGGUCAGUCCCAGUAAGUAAGGGAGGGUGGUGGCCGCUGUGCUCUGAGGGAUGGGAGCCAGUGUUCCCUGAGGUCACCCGGGCAGGGUCUGAAUGAAAGCUCUCUGCUCCCAGCUUUGUACUGCCUGACGGCAGAACGCCAGGUCCUCGCAGAAAGGUCAGGGUUGUUUUCCAAAACCUCAGGAUUGGAAGUCAGCAGUGGCAGGCCUGGGGUAGUGUGCUCGCUGGUGGAGUGCUUGCCUAGUGUGUGGGCAGCCUGGGUUCCGACCCCAGCACUUAAAAAUCCAAGCUGUGGGCAGCUCUCAGCAACCCGACUGGUGCCUUCUCCCAGCUGCUGUGCUGCGUGCCUGGCAGGGGAAGCUGCCUGGGUCUCCUGGGUAUCCGAGUCAUCGAAGAGCACAUCUCUUUACAAACUUGCCUUUAGUUCUGUGUCACUUACCUCUGGCAGUAGCCUCUGCGUUCUGGAACACUGUAGCACUUUCUUUAAAACAAGCUUGUCUUGUCACCAUUCAGCUUUCCAGUUUCAGUUGGUGGAUUUAAUGUGCUGAUUAUUGGAAAUGGAGUCCCUGCACCCAGCUCAGGCUCAGAAUGUGGGCUCCACUACCUCAGUCUCUCAGAGGGAGAGGUGGAGUGUGGUCUGUCACAUCACCACGUUAGUGGGUACCUGACAGUUACCUCAUUGGCAGCCAAGGUGAGGCCCAGUGCAUUGAGCUUUGGGACAAUGAUGGUUGGCACUGUUCCUCCAGUCCAGGUGCUCUCAGAGAAGCUGUCCUGGGAAGGAAACCUGUCUGUGUCCUGGCUGCCACCCAAGAAUGUCAUGGUAGCUCACAAGGAGGCCACAAAGGAAAGCCGUGGUGCUUCGUGGCAGUUCACAGGCCUUAAUACUGUGUGCGGAGCUUUGCUAGGUUUUAAGAAUGAUUUAAGGUUAAAAUUACAGAAAUAAGUGAUGGCAGCACGUUUGUAUUGUAGGGAGAUGAGUUAGCACAGGCUACACUUGUAGAUAGCACAGCCCACAGGAGUUAGCACCGGGGAUACAGAGGUUCCUUCGGUUCUCAACAAGAACGGCUACCUAGAGGGAGUGAAGUAUGGCCAGGAACUGGGGUAGCAAGAAGCAGCUUCAGGCUGUAUCAGGUUGCCUGUGGUUUCUUCCGUAAGCUCUGAGAAAACCUUGGACUAUAUCAUGAUUGUGAAAGUGAUGAGGGCUGACCUAGCAGGGCAGCUGGGGUGGGGAUCAGUGGGGGAGCCUUCCUGUAGCUCAGGCACAGUGCCCACUUCCCUGGGGAACGGAGCAAUGUAUCCUGCAGUGGCAUGGCUGGAGGCAGUGGCUCGGGUUACCAGGUGGUGUCAGGUGGAUUGGCCUGUGCACUGCGCCCAGAGUGAGCCCCGCCUCAGUCUCUCACGUUCCGAGGAAUUACUGUCUGCCUGGGUUUUACCAGGAUAACAUAGAGUGCCCUUAUUUUACCUCUGAACCGAUCAGCUCGGGCAUCCAGCUGGGUAAAGGAAACUGGAAUGUCCAGGCAGAGGCUGUGAGCAAAGCCAGGAGGCACUCUCAGAGCCGUGGCCUUCGAGGCCCUCCUGGUCCUGUGACCAGCCCCAGCUUCAGCUUCUUACCUCUAGGCCCAGGUCAGUUACAGGGCUUCAAUUGUCUCCCAGGUUGGGGAGUGCUCACACCCAGGGCUGUCCCGAGCAGACCCAGUGGCACCGCUGUUGUUGUUGUUGUUUCCCAGGACGGUUUCUCUCUGUGGCCCAGGCUGUCCUCAAACUCAGAGAUCUGCCUGCCUCUGCCUCUUGUGAGCGUUGGGAUCAAAGUUGUGCGUGGGCCACCAUGCCUGGCCCCAAGAGGCACUUUUGACAGGAACGUUCCCCACAUCCUUACACGUCUGCUGUUCUACCAUCAUCCUUGUGUGUGUUGAUGUUCUAACGGUUGGCUGCUGGGCCCAGUUGGUGGUUUCUGCUGAGGGGAGUCAGGGAGGCAGGCAGCAGUGUCCCUCUGUUGUAGGUGGGAGUGCAUUGUGUGACUCCCUGCACUUUGAGGCUGGGCUCGGAGAGCUCUGUCCCAGGUCAAGUUCUGACAGUUCAUUCAGUCUGUUCUCUCUAGUCUGUUCAGUAAGUCAGUUGAAAUGGUGACUCUCCUCACGGUUGCUGGAGAAGGCUGGUAGCUGUGCGGAGGAUGCUGUCCCCGUGUAUAGUUGCACACUUGCACAGUGAGUUUAUGGUAAGCAGGGCGUACCAGGGCUCCUUUUGCUGUGUCCUGAGUACAGGAGGAAACCUUUGGGGUCUGGCUCCAAUCCUGCAUCCUGCAUCCUGCAGGCACCUGUUACAGCACCAAGGCAGUCAGUGAAGUUCUUCAGUCUCUGUUGAAACCUGAGCCCGGCUGGUGUGGAGCUCUUCUUGUCUUCCUGUUCUUGGGGGCUGGUUUUCCAUGGUGGCCACCCACCCAGCAUCCCUUACUAAGCUCAGGGAAGGGAGAUGAGCCUGGAGUUGGCAGGCUCAGCACCCAGUACCCAGCACCCCGCACCCCGCACCCUGCUCCCUUCCUGGUCACAGGGAUGGAUGGAUGGAGUGUCUGCCCAUCCCCCCAGGAAGAGGGCCAGUGUGUCUGCCUUCUCCCUUUCCCUAAUUGCACUAUGCUUGUUCUGGCUUCAGUCUAGAGGUGUCUGAGGUCUCCAUGGGAUCGUGACCCUUAGACUCAGCAAAUCUGCCUUAGCUCUAGAGCGUAGUGGUGAGGAAUCACCAUUUCCUGGUGUCUCGAGCCCAUUUCCCUCAGGCCCUCUCUCCACAGCGUGCGUUCAUCUGGUUCAUUUACUCUUUAUUUACUGAAGUACUGUACUUGGCUAUCUGCACUGUUUUAAGAACCAAAUGUUUUUGUGUUUUUAAUCCUCAACACUUGGUGCAAUAGAAGCCGCAAAGACGUGCCACUUUAUCUCUGGAACUGAU